AUGUUUCCACGGGGUAACCUGGCUGUCACUCCCUGGGUCCGGAGAAGCGUGAGCGCGCUGGUCUUAUUCCUCUCCCUCCCGCUGUGUCGCGCAGCUCAUUUGGAAGGCAAAACGGAGAAUCAGUUCAUCUGGAAGCCAGGCCCCUGGGGAAGGUGUACUGGAGCCUGCGGGCCUGCUGGAGUCCAGAGUCGCGCUGUGUGGUGUUUCCAUGUGGAAGGGUGGACAAGCCACCGGUCGAGCUGUGAUGAAAGCCACCAGCCCGCCCAGGAAAGAAGCUGUUUCCGAGUCUGCGACUGGCACCGUGACCUCUUCCAGUGGGAGGUGUCCGAGUGGCAGCGCUGCGGGCUGGCACCUUCCGCCCGUGGGGAGGGCACGCCGCGGGCUGCCCAGUGUGUGACCGCGCAGCACGGGCUGCAGCGCCGGACCGUGCGCUGCCUGCAGACCCUGAACAGAACUGUGGUUGCCGACGGAAUUUGUGACCACUUUGCCCACCAGCCUCCCACGGAGCAGGCCUGCCUCAUUCCGUGCCCCCGGGACUGUGUGGUUUCUGAGUUCUCCCCGUGGUCCCCGUGCGGCACGGGGUGCGGCCAGAAGCUGCAGCACAGGACUCGCGCGGUCCUCUCACCUCCGCUCUUCGGGGGCCUCCCGUGUCCGAACUUGACAGAGUCUAGGGCCUGCGAGACUCCCGUCUCCUGCCCGCGCGGGGAAGAAGACUACACUUUUCGGCUCAAGGUUGGCCCAUGGAGUCAAUGUAGCCUGCCUCUUUUUAAGGAAAUUAACCUAAGCGCAAGAACUGGUUUGGAUUUUCCCUCUGACUCAAAGGAUGCCUUUCGACAUCCAAGUUACAAACCCCAUCACCAUUCUAAGCCGUGGGACUUAGAGAUAGGUUAUCAGACCCGGCAAAUUUGGUGUGCCAGAAGUGAUGGGCGAAACGCUCUGUUAAGCCUGUGCAUGCAAGACUCCUUCCCUCUGACUGUUCAAUCCUGCCUCAUGCCAAAAGACUGUGAAACCACCGAGUGGUCCUCCUGGAGCCCUUGCUCUAAGACCUGUCAUUCUGGGAGUCUCUCUCCUGGCUUCAGGAGUAGGAGCCGCAAUGUGAAGCACCUUGCUAUUGGAGGUGGAAAGGAGUGCCCUGAACUUCUCGAGAAAGAGGCCUGCAUUGUCCAGGGAGAACUUUUGCAGCACUGUCCCAGGUAUUCCUGGAGGACCUCUGAAUGGAAGGAAUGCCAAGUCUCACUUCUCCUUGCGCAGCAAGACCCCCACUGGCAUGCAGCAGGACAUGUCUGCGGUGGUGGCAUCCAGACCAGGGACGUGUACUGUGCCCAGGAUGUGCCAGCCUCGUCUGCACAGAAGACCAAGGAAGUCUCUCGCCCUGUGGAGAAGUCAUUGUGCUUGGGACCUGCCCCUUUGGCCUCUCAGCUCUGCAACAUCCCCUGCUCUACUGACUGCCUCGUCUCUUCCUGGUCAGCCUGGGGCCCGUGCACCCACGAAAGCUGCAGAGACCCUCAGGGGAGGAAAGGAUUUAGAACAAGGCAACGCCAUGUCCUCAUGGAGCCCACAGGACCAGCUGGAUAUUGCCCUCAUUUGUUGGAAUCUGUUCCCUGUGAGGACCCCUUGUGCUAUCAAUGGCUGGUAUCUGAAGGGAUCUGUAUCCCUGAUCAUGGAAAAUGUGGACUGGGGCACCGUGUCCUGAAGGCCAUCUGUCGGGAUGACCAAGGAGGAGACGUAUCAGGGAGUCUUUGUCCAGCACCUCCUCCUCCGGAACAGAUGGCUUGUGAGAUCCCCUGCCACAUGGACUGUGUGGUCAGUGAGUGGACAAAGUGGACAGCCUGUUCCCAGUCCUGUACAAAUAAAAACUCAGAUGGAACACAGAGACGAUCGAGGAUCAUCUUGGCAUUGGCCGGAGAAGGUGGGAAACCAUGUCCUCCUAGUCAAGCCCUCCAAGAGCAGCGCUUGUGCAGUGGCCAUUCCUGUGUGCAGCUCUACUGGGAGACAUCACCGUGGGGCCCCUGUUUGGAAGGCACGUUGGUGCCCUCCCUUAAUGCGACCAUUGGCUGGAAUGGAGGAGCUACGUGUGGAGUGGGCUUUCAGACGCGGAGGGUCUUCUGUGUCAAGAGUCAUGUGGGACAAGUGAUGGCCAAAAGAUGUCCAGAUUCGACUCGGCCGGAAACGGCGCGCCCAUGUCUCCGCCCGUGCAAAAAACACUGCAUAGUGACACCUUUCAGUGAGUGGACCACCUGCCCGAGGUUCUGCCAAACAGGAAAUACCACAAUAAAACAGUCUCGAUACAGGAUUGUCAUCCAAGAAGCAGCCAAUGGAGGCCAAGAAUGCCCAGAUACCUUAUUUGAAGAGAGAGAAUGUGAAGAUAUUUCAAUCUGCCCAGUGUAUAGGUGGAAGCCACAGAAAUGGGGUCCUUGUGUGUUAGCACCAGAGUCUGUCAGGCAGGGACUAAUGGGCACGAGUGAAGCCUGUGGAAAGGGGCUACAAACGAGAGCUAUCUCUUGUGCUUCUGAUGACAACCAGUUGGCAGACAUGACAGAAUGCCUGAAGCAGAAGAGUGGCAUGCCGCCUCUUGUGCAAGAGUGCCAGGUCCCAUGUCGAGAUGACUGCACCUUCUCGCCCUGGUCCAAGUUCACGCCCUGCUCAGGGACCUGUGACACAACCCGCAGUAGGAGGCGGCAGCUCACAGGGAAAAGCAGGAAGAAGGAGAAAUGCCAGGACGCGGACACGUACCCACUAGUUGAAACGGAGCCAUGUCCCUGUGAUGUAUUUAUACCCCAACCGUUUGGAAACUGGUCAGCCUGCAUUCUUCCGGAAGGCAGAAAGGAGUCUCAUCGAGGAUUGCUGGUACAAGGGCACUCUAAGGAAUGUGGAGAAGGUGUGCGAUUUCGAGCGAUAGCCUGCUCUGAUAAAAAUGGAAGACCCGUGGACCUAGCCCGUUGUGGCAGCUCUGGUUAUAUUCAAGAACAGUGUGUUAUUCCCUGCCCAUUUGAUUGCAAGUUAAGUGACUGGUCCAGCUGGGGGUCUUGCAGCUCAUCUUGCGGCGUUGGAGUGAGAAUUCGAUCCAAGUGGUUACAAGAAAAACCUUACAAUGGGGGUCGCCCAUGUCCCAAACUGGAUCUCAAGAAUCAGGUGCAUGAGGCAGUCCCAUGCUACAAUGAGUGCAAUCAGUAUUCCUGGGUUGUAGAACACUGGUCUCCAUGUAAAAUCAACAAUGAGCUGAGGUCCUUGCGGUGUGGAGAGGGCAUGCGAUCCGGGACGGUCAGGUGUGCGAAUACUGCUGACAUGGAAGGUGGAACCGUGGACAAUAUCCUGUGCAGCCAGCAUGACAAACCCCCAGACACUCAAUCCUGCUCUCUGCUAUGCCCCAAUGAAUGUGUCAUGUCUAACUGGGGUCCAUGGAGCAAAUGCCCACAGUCAUGUGACCCUCACACAAUGCAGAGAAGAACCCGGCGUCUCCUGAGACCCGCUCUGAGUUCGAGGACCUGCCCUGAGGACUCGCAAGUGAGGCCCUGCCUUCUUAAUGAGAACUGCUUCCAGUUCCGGUACAACCUCACAGAGUGGAGCACAUGCCGGCUGAGUGAAAAUGCUACUUGUGGGCAAGGCGUCCGGACCCGCCUUCUGAGCUGUGUGCGCAGUGAUGGCAGGCCAGUCAGCAUGGACCACUGUGAGCAGCGUAACUUGGAGAAGCCCCUGAGGAUGAGCGUGAACUGCCUGGUGGAAUGUGUUGUCAACUGUCAGCUUUCGGAGUGGACAGCGUGGACAAGGUGUUCACAGACCUGUGGCAGUGGAGGUCAAAUGAGCAGGACCCGAUUUAUCAUUAUGCCAACCCAAGGAGAAGGCCGGCCAUGCCCCACAGAGCUUACUCAGCAGAAAGCCUGCCCGGCAACCCCCUGCUACAGCUGGGUCCUUGGGAACUGGUCUGCAUGUAAACUGGAGGGUGGAGACUGUGGGGAAGGAGUCCAGGUCCGGAGCCUCUCCUGUGUGGUCCACAGCGGUUCCAUCGCUCACACAGCUGUACCUGUAGAUGAUUCAUUGUGUGGAGAAUUGCCCUUUCCGGGCAGCAUCCUGAAGCAGCUGUGUUCUGUGCCUUGCCCAGGAGACUGCCAGCUCACACAGUGGUCAGACUGGAGCACGUGUGAAUUCACCUGCAUCGAAGGGAGAAGCUUUGAGUCUAUGGGCCACCAGUCUAGGUCACGGACAUUCAUCAUUCAAUCUUUUGAGAACCAAGACAGCUGCCCCCGACAGGUUUUGGAAACACGCCCCUGUACAGGGGGCAAGUGUUAUCACUACACAUGGAAAGUCAGCCUUUGGAACAAUAAUGAGCGGACCGUAUGGUGCCAGCGUUCCGAUGGCAUUAACGUCACAGGAGGCUGCUCCCCCCAGGCCCGCCCAGCUGCUGUUCGGCAGUGUAGCCCAGCCUGCAGAAAGCCUUUCUCCUACUGCACUCAGGGUGGAGUCUGUGGUUGUGAGAAAGGAUAUACCGAGAUAAUGAGAUCAAAUGGCUUCCUGGAUUACUGCAUGAAAGUACCUGGCUCAGAGGAUAAAAAAGCUGAUGUUAAAAACCUUUCUGGAAAAAAUAGACCCGUGAAUUCAAAAAUACAUGAUAUUUUUAAAGGAUGGUCUCUCCAACCCCUUGAACCAGAUGGCCGAGUAAAAAUGUGGGUUUAUGGCGUUUCUGGAGGUGGUUUUCUCAUCAUGAUUUUCCUAGUCUUUACUUCCUACCUGGUUUGCCUAAACAUGUAUUACCUUUAA
Echinops telfairi (small Madagascar hedgehog) is the source of this 4755-nucleotide messenger RNA. RefSeq names its product thrombospondin type 1 domain containing 7B (gene THSD7B). The transcript is spliced from 27 exons. The record is from RefSeq and is a predicted model, not a curated record. Bases 1 to 4755 code for a protein of 1584 amino acids. NCBI's taxonomy places the organism in Eukaryota, Metazoa, Chordata, Mammalia, Afrosoricida, Tenrecidae.